UUUCAAAAAUGUUCUGGGGGAAUUUUGCGCAAGAUCACGAAAAUGAAGGUGGAGAGUGGACGUCGGUGUUGACGUUUAUGUGGUCGGUUUGCAUUUGACCAGAUGUAUAGUUCAGAAAACCAACUACCUCAUGGCUACUAUAGCAGCUUCCAGAAUAAAGAGGGAACUAAGAGAAGUUAAGGGAGACUCCGAGUUGAUCAAAGAUGAUGUCAUCUUGGAUUUGAUAGAUGAUAAGUCAUACUUAGCACUAACUGGGGAGAUCCCAGGCCCUAGAGACACACCAUAUGAAGGAGGGACAUUCCACCUUAAGAUCAUCAUCCCUGAAACGUACCCCUUCAACCCCCCACAGGUGACUUUCACCACCAAGAUCUGGCAUCCCAACAUCAGUUCAGUGACAGGGGCUAUCUGCCUUGACAUCCUGAAAGAUCAGUGGGCUGCGGCCAUGACACUACGUACGGUGCUGCUGUCAGUCCAAGCUUUACUGUCAUUACCCGAGCCUGAUGACCCACAAGAUGCUGUAGUCGCACAACAGUACAAAGACAACCCCGACGCCUAUCAGAAAACGGCUAGACACUGGGCCUGUGCCUACGCUGGUGCCAAAUGUACCAACAGAGAACUAGAUGAGAAGAUUGAAAAAAUCACGGAAAUGGGCUUUGGUGAGUCCACAGCAAGAGAUGCUCUCUCUGCCACUGACUGGGAUGUAGCACGAGCCGUGGACAGGUUAAUGAGUUGAUGCGACGAAAAAAAACAUGUAAUGCUGUUCUGUACAUAUAAACCCUCCUUCCAUAAUUCCUUCCUAAUCAUUACAGAUCAGCUAUGAGUUGCAUAAGCUGUGUCCCAGUUAUGUGGCUAUGCUGGAAAUAUCACAUGCCCUUAUGGAAGUUGCUGCAGCAGGGGCUUCAUGUAUUUUUCACAGACACAUGUAUGAUUUCUAGCAGUAACCUAGUAGUUUGGACGCGGCUUUUACUCAGAGAUCUCUUGAACACACACACAAAUUUUACUGACUGUACCAGAGAACAGAGCACCAGCGAUGUUCUGCGUGGUACAUGUAUGUGCUGAGUUUGACUGGUUUCCAUCAUGAGAACCAGCUAAGCAGCUUCAUGAGAUUUGGCUACCCUCUUCCUUUACAUCCAUGGCUGUCAAUUUGGUUUUUGUACAAGUGCACAGGUGUGUGAGUAUCUGAAGGAGGUGCUAAUUAGUCUGAUGCCUUGGAUAUUAUAUCCUGUGUUACUCUGACCUUAGUAACCAGACCUAAGAUGACUAGUCUCUGAAAUCAUUACUAUAUUGAUUGUGGAUUUAAGGAAAAAAUUAGAGCAGACAUCUUUGAUUUGUUUAUGGAAAGUAAUGAAAUAUUGUUAGAAUUUCUUUUAGUUUUGAGAUGACCUAGUGGGUGAUCAAAUGAAUAUUUGGGCCUAAUUUUUUGGUAUUAAGCAAGAUUCAGCAAAUGAAUGAUGGAAAGCUGAUUGUAUAACGCAGUUAACUAUCAAAUAUGGCUGACCAACAAGAUUCUGGUUUUACUAACACUGUCAACUACAGACUGGUGUGAUUUUUCAAUGAAGCCUCCUAUGGAAAAAAACAUCUUGUACAGAGUAAAGAAAACAAAUCACAUUUUGAAAUUUGUAGAAAAAGGACACCUGAAUACAUUAACUCUGGAAAAGAGGUACAGCAGAUGCAGAAAACACAAAGCAGUGAGCUUGAUCUAUGUAUCAUUGACCUGUCACUUUUGGAUUUUGGGAUAUAAGUGGUGCACACUGACCUAUGCAACAUGCAGCAGACUCCUUCAGAACAUCCUGGAAAACCACAUUUUGUAAUUUAAAUAUCCCCUAAGGAUUACCUCUCAUAAAGUGAGAUGUACUGAACUCAAUAAACCUACGUGUGGUCAUGCAGUAAACAGAACUAGACAACCAUUUAUGGAAGAAAACAAAACGUUAAGAAGACUUUUGGCAGGUCAUUUGAGGGUGUCAAACAUUUCAAGCCAAUUUUUUUUCUUUUUAAUUACUAAUUGUAAAUAGCAUGGUGUGAUUCAUUACACAUGUAUAAUGACCAUGUGGAUAUGUCUUUGGUGAACCCUGACCUCUGAAUACAGAGCACACUAGUGUUGCUUAAAAGAAAAUCACACCUAGCGAAUUUACUGUGUGGGUAAACUUCUUCUGACGAGCUAUGCUAUAAGAAUAGACCUGAAUGCAGGACAGUUGGUGGUAGAUUCAGUAGCUCUUCCCCCCCUGAAAAAGGCGUUACCAUCAACAACUGUAAGAACAGUAAAUGUAAAGCUUACAGGUCUCAGUUCUAUCCUCGUAUACUUUCUGAAGUCGGCUGAUGAAGCACAUGUAUUGAAGUCUUUCUGGAUCCCAGUUAAGCCACAAAAUUGUCCAGUUUCUUUGUUGCUACAGCUGUAACAAAUUUGCUUCCAACUGCACAGCAGUUUUGGUGGAACUGGAAAGAACAACCAGUUCUUUUUAGCAACUGUAGUAAUAGCUAUGGAUACGGCUUGGGCAGUGACUCAUCGUCCAUUGUGCAUGUAUAGGAUGCCAGGGCUCUCAUUGUUGUGUAGAUUCACUGUAAAACGUGUGUAAUAAUAAUUGUCUUGUACAAUUCAGACUUUGUAAAGAGUUGUCUCCUAUGGAACAAGAUGAAAGAAGAACGCGUAUCGCAGCUUACAUUUUUUUUAAUAACCUCUGCCAUUGACACUUGUAGCUAGUUGUAUCGAUACAGAUGACCUGGUUUUGAGAUUUUUUUUUAAUGGUUCCCUUGAAUAGUUGCCCAGGAAAUGUGUUCUUUUUUUUUUUUAAUUGAAUCGUUUGAGCCCAUGGAAGAUUGUUGAUAGGCUCUUAAAUUUGGCAAAACUUUGCAUCAUUUACUUUAAUGGCAAAUCACAUGGUAUGCAUUUAAAUUCACUAAAGUCUCACACAUUGGCCACAUUUGUUCAGAGUCUUGUUACUUUUGAGCCAUCAGGUGUUUUUUGUUGUUUUUUGGGGUUGUAACUUUCAAACAUUCUGGUAUCAAAAUAUCUCAAUGGGUAAUACAGGAAUUCAUCCUCAAAGUGUUAAAUUUAUGAAAUUUCCCAGCUUCUUUGAAAUAGCUUAUCACUAAAUAGCAGCAAAGCUGAAGUCUGAAAAAAAAUCUCACAAUCGUAAUGGAUUUUGUUUCUGGAACAAGGUCAAUUGCAUCAAUUUCACGCCACCAGUUACACUGAAUAAGUCUGAUAUGAAAGGUCUUUUCUGUUGUUACAUGUAUUAGAUGUUAGUUAUAGGUACUAAAGCAUUCUCAGUGAGGUGUUAUGCUGUCACUGGUAAAUCAAUCAAUGCAAAACCAGUUCAAUUAGUGUGCAAAAAAAGAGGAAAAAAUACCAUAAUAUCAUAAACCAACACAAGGAUACAGAUUCUUGCUCAAAAGCUCUCCUUUUAAAGGCCCAUUUCUUUAUUUUCAAAGAAAGAAAUUUUAGGAUUUGGAAUUAAAGAAUUGAUUUGGGGAAUAUAGUUCCAUACCUUUGCCCAAAUUUUGUUACAAUGAAACUAAGAAAAUGUAUGUUUUGAUGACAAACAUCUUGCCACUCAUAGAAUUCUAAAUGGCAUCUUUCAUUUCAGACUGUCCUCACAUGAGGAAUUUCAUGUCAGUAAUAACUGUAAGUUACUUUGUUGAUAAAUAUCACUUUACAGAAAGACAUUUUACAGGUUGAAAGGGAUAUACUUAAUUUUUUUCUAAAUUCCCUUGGCUAACAUACUUUCAGCAUAAGUUCUUAUUUAAAUUUUUACAAAUGAGGACUGCCCUGUAAAAAAAUGGCAUUUGAAACGAAUUUAGAAGAAAACUCACGUUGCUCACUUAAUUUAUGAAUUAGUCUUUGAAUGCAAGAGAUUUUGAUCGAAUAAAGGGAAAACAUCUGAUCAAAUAUCUGU
This is a messenger RNA of Acanthaster planci (crown-of-thorns starfish), 3893 nucleotides long. It is a transcript of the gene ube2k, whose product is annotated as ubiquitin conjugating enzyme E2 K. The record is from RefSeq and is a predicted model, not a curated record. NCBI's taxonomy places the organism in Eukaryota, Metazoa, Echinodermata, Asteroidea, Valvatida, Acanthasteridae. Gene Ontology annotation, molecular function: protein binding.